Messenger RNA from Sphenostylis stenocarpa, 1176 nucleotides. NCBI's taxonomy places the organism in Eukaryota, Viridiplantae, Streptophyta, Magnoliopsida, Fabales, Fabaceae. The record is from the annotation of a GenBank genome assembly.
AUGAGAAAGAUGCAGGUCAGCAACUGGUUUGAUGAGUGUCACCGCCAAAAAAUUGCAGCAAUUAAGGUCUGGGAUUAUACUGGUUUGGGAUAUGCUAGAUAUCACGCAAGCGAUGUAAAUAAAGACUUUCUAGGGUGUGUGGCAGAGAAUAAAGUGCUCCAUAAUGCUUUACUGUCAUGUAUAAAGGAUUCUGAUUUCAAGACAACAAUCUAUCCUUUGAGGUUAAGUUCAAUGACUUUGAACACAAGCUCUGUGUCUAUGGUGGAGGAGAAUACAAAAUCCAUAGAACCGCCAUCUGCUCUAAGGCAUGGUGCAAAGCUGCAACUUAGUGAUGGAAGUAGCUUGCAUGCAAAGUUGGUGGUUGGCGCCGAUGGAGGAAAAUCACAUGUUAGGGAAUUAGCAGGAAUCAAAACGACUGGCUGGAAUUACUCUCAGAAUGCAAUAAUCUGCACAGUAGAGCAUACUUCUGAAAAUGGAUGUGCAUGGCAACGUUUUCUACCAACGGGUCCAAUUGCUCUUUUACCCAUAGGUGAUAAGUUUAGCAAUAUAGUUUGGACCAUGAGCCCAGCAGAGUCAAACAGCCGCAAAGCAAUAAUCGAGGAAGAAUUUUUAAAGGAUGUGAAUUAUGCUUUAGAUCAUGGUUAUGGACCUCGUCCUACAUCAGGCUUAUUUGGAACUCGAGACAUGUUCUCUUGGUUUAAAAUGGAUGCACCAAUAUCAACUAAUGAAUUCUUUGAAACUCCUCCAAAAGUGACAAAGUUGGCAUCUGAAAGGAUGGUGUUCCCUUUGUCUUUAAGGCAUGCCAAUUCCUAUGCAUCAAAACGUGUGGUUCUUAUUGGAGAUGCAGCUCACACUGUCCAUCCUCUUGCUGGUCAAGGAGUUAAUUUGGGCUUUGGAGAUGCAUUUUCUCUUUCAAAAAUUAUUGCAGAGGGGAUUGCUUUGGGAACUGAUAUUGGAGAGGUAAACUUAUUAAAGAAGUAUGAAGCAGAGAGGAGAUCAGCCAAUAUUAUGAUGAUGGCGAUCCUUGAUGGCUUUCAAAAAGCCUAUUCUGUUGACUUCGGACCUUUGAAUAUUCUGCGAGCUGCUGCUUUCCAUGGGGCAAACUAUAUAUCACCUCUUAAAAAAAGUAUCAUUUCCUAUGCUUCUGGUGAGCAUAAAUUGCCCAUUUUCUUGUGA